Messenger RNA from Nasonia vitripennis (jewel wasp), 2732 nucleotides. RefSeq names its product laccase-1-like. Lineage: Eukaryota; Metazoa; Arthropoda; Insecta; Hymenoptera; Pteromalidae. Gene Ontology annotation, biological process: iron ion transport. The transcript has 10 exons. Bases 640 to 2631 code for a protein of 663 amino acids. Gene Ontology annotation, cellular component: plasma membrane. The record is from RefSeq and is a predicted model, not a curated record. Gene Ontology annotation, molecular function: copper ion binding; oxidoreductase activity.
CAAAAAACCAUAAUUGAUAGGUUUGUAUUUAGCUGCUCAAAAAAUUGAACUGUUAAUCGAAAACUUUCAAAGCGAAAGUAGUAGAAUAAGAGCUUUUUUGAUGGUUGAAAAUAACCGCUCGUCCUUCGGAUUUGGCCAACCGAUGGCGAAUCAGUUUUUUACGUUUCUACCAGGGUGAUUAAUGGGCAUUUAUUUGUAAUAUAUCUCAUAUUGUCAAUGUUAAUGCAUAACCUUUUUUGGGGUCUGUUCUGCAGCUUUUUGGUCCAGCAGAUUACUCAAAGCUCAAAUUGUUUAUACUUACUGUAUUUAAUAUUCUUUUAGCUGAUUUCCAACCUUUAUUCCAGUUAACGUUCGUAUAAUAGGAAACAUUGAAUUAGCUUGAAUUUAAUCAUAAAAAUGUUCAACAAGUGUAUAAGCGGAAUUGCAUUUGUCAUAAUAAGCCACACGAUAUAACGAUUAAUGGAAUUUAAAGAAGCUUAUAUACUGAUACAAGUUCAACACUUUUGAAGCUUCAAAUUUAAUCCACCGUUUUUACGAACUACACGAUAAUAUUGUGCAAUUUCUUGCUAAUAUAAAGCAUGAUCGUCAUCGGUGUGGUACUGGAGUUCGGCGUUCUAAAAAAUAAUCCAAAUAAAAAAUAUGAGGAUUCCGUAUCAAAGUGAUUCAAUAUAUAAGAAAAAAUAUGUUUUACUAAUUUUUGGAGUACUAAUCCAUCUAUCACCAAACGAAGCUGUCCUAAAUCCCAACGAUGAGAACUUUUUUAACCACACUGCUGACACAUACGACUGGUCGAAACAUCCUUGCCAUCGGCCUUGCACCGAAGAUGGAGAACGGAUGAUUUGCAAAUACGUUUUUGUCGUGGAACAGUUUAGCACAAUGAGCAAAGCCUGUUACGACUGCCCGUUCAAUAAAACCGACUGCUUCAGACCCCACUGUUUGCCUGCCUCUGGAGUGCAGAAGACAGUUUUUACGGCGAACCGACAGAUGCCUGGACCAGCUAUUCAGGUUUGUCUCGAUGACGUGGUCAUGGUAGAAGUGAGAAACAAUAUGUUGUCGGAGAGCACGACGAUCCACUGGCACGGAAUCAAACAGACCGCUACACCGUACAUGGACGGAGUUCCUUACGUGACGCAGUGUCCCAUACUACCCGGGGAAAGAUUCCAAUACACCUUUAACGCCAACAUCAGUGGAACUUACUUCUGGCACUCUCACAUUGGCUCUCAGAGAUCCGACGGUCUGGCAGGCCCGCUGAUAAUUUACUCUCCGCCGAGUCAGAAUCUUCACGCAGACCUUUACGACUAUGACGAGCACCACCUCAUUGUCAACGACUGGAUGAACUACGACGGCAACGAUGCGUUCGUCAAGCAGUAUCAUUACACGCCCACCACUGUCCCUCAGACGAUCCUCAUCAAUGGUAUGGGACGCUUCAAGGAAUUCCAGAGGAACAAUGUCACAGCGAACGUUCCGUCGUCUACGUUCAAAGUUCAAAAAAACAAAAGAUAUCGAUUAAGAUUGAUCAAUUCCGGUGCGGAAGGUUGUCCGAUUGCAAUGUCGAUAGAUAAUCAUACGAUGCUGGUUAUCGCCCUGGAUAGCAAUGACAUAGAGCCAGUCGAAGUCGAAGUAAUCACCACGUGGCCCGGCGAACGGGUCGAUUUCGUCCUUAAAGCCGAUCAGGAAUCAGAUAAUUAUUGGAUCAGGUACCGAGGCUUUGACCAAUGCAGUCCUGCUAAUGCCGAAAAUGGCGGCGUCUAUCAAGUGGCGAUACUUCGAUACGAUGGGGCACCCGACGAAGAUCCGAAAUCGCCAAUCGGUUACAGUAUUCCAAAAUACACAAAUACCACUCGAGUUUUGAACCCCUACAACACUGGAACCGAGUCUUCACACGAGGUAAACAUAAGUAUUCCCUUGCUCAACGCAUUGACGCCAGACGAUCCUGCCUUGAUUCAUCCCGUGGAUCAACAGAUUUUCAUAGAAUUCGAUUUUUACCCGGUCAACAACUUCGAUUUUCAUCGAAAAAACCUGUACGGAUACAAUCAAGUAUCAGCCGAUCAUCGAAUCGGUUCGUUGCAACUAAAUCAUAUAACCCUGAAGUUGCCGACGUUCCCACUGCUGACUCAGUGGGACAUGCUCAAACCCAACAGUCUUUGCAACGCAUCACAUGUUCCCGGAAAAUUGAACUGCACCGCCGAGCACUGCGCUUGUACGCAUGUCAUCAAUCUUAAGCUUAAUUCGGUUGUGGAGAUCGUUUUCCUGGAUCAAGGAGCUUUCAGUGACGGAAAAGUCAACCACCCGUUGCACCUCCACGGACACUUUUUCCGGGUGAUUUCGGAAAAGAAUCUCGACGGUGUGGUAACGGUCGAUCGGAUCAAGAAGCUGGACAAAGAAGGAAAGGUCAAGCGACGACUACAUCGCGCCCCGCUCAAGGACACGAUCAAGUCGCCCGGCGGCGGUUACACUAUUGUUAGACUCUACGCCAACAAUCCUGGUUAUUGGUUCUUUCAUUGUCACUUUGAACAGCAUACAAACGUGGGAAUGGCUCUCAUUUUUAAAGUUGGCGAGCACAAGGAUUUUGCAAAGAUACCAAAGGACUUUCCGAAAUGCGGAGGCUUCACACCGAUUACUAUGAAGUAAUACCUUAUCAUUAAAUAUAUUGAAUGUCAUGAAAUUAUCUGUUGGUAUUUUAUACUGUACGUGGGUAUUUAAUAAAGAAUCAUAAUUUAUUUACUCCAUGA